GCCCCCGGGCACCCCCCCGGCCGUGGGUGUGUGCCCGCGGUGCGAGGUUGGGGCUGGGGGGCCGGGUUGGGGCUGCCCACCCGGGGGUGCUGGGCGCUGAAGCCCCCCGGUGCGGGCGGUGCUGUGCUGGGGGAGCAGGAGGUCGGCCAGGGUCCGGCCGCCCUGGGGAUGAGCGGGGUUGUGGCUCGGGUGAGGUGGGCAGGCCGGCUGCGUCACCCUCUGGGAUGGGGGUUUGGGGGGAUUUUGAGGGAUUUGGGUCGGGGGCGCGUGCAGAAAGGGCGAUGCCUCCGCUGCAGGCGAGCGCUUGGUGGUUGCGGUCGGAUUCUGCUUGGGUGGGUGAAAAGCUCUCAGCAAUAGCGUUGGGAUUUCAUCCUCGGGGUCUGCUUGCAGACGGCCCCGCUGCAUCCUUUCGGUGCUUUGGGCAUCCUUUUUGCACCAAGGUUAAUUCAAGGCAAAGCCAAACCAGAGCCCUCCCGCUGUCUGGAGCUGAGCGGUUCGGCUGGGCGGCAGCUCGGGCGAGGGGCCGCACGCUGCAAAGCGGGGCGCGAGGAGCUCAGCGUGCAAAUCGGAGGUGGGCAGGAGGGUGCCAGGGCCCCCGGGUGGCUCCCGAGUGCCGCAGACGUUCGACACCGUGCAACGAGCCAGCUUCACCCUGGUGCACCGAGAAGGACAGCAGACGAGGCUUUUUUUUUUUUUUUCUUCCCCUUUUUUUUCCCCCUCUCUAGAGGUUGAUCCUGAUACUGCACACAAAAUCCGGCGGUGUUAUGUAUUAAGGCCGCCUCACAAACCACAGCACAGCCCUGCUUUCCUCCCUGGGCCCAGCUGCGCGGCGCGGCGAUACCUCGGAGCGCUCGGCGCUCCCUGCCCGCCCGCAGCGAGGACUCGAUGGGCCCCGCGGGCUGCGAGCCUCUUUCCCACCGGCUUCCUUUCCCCUGCCGGCCUCCUGCGUGGCCUCGCGGGCCCGACCUCCGCCUGGCCGCGGGCCGGACCUCCACCUGGCCGCUCCUCGGUUAAUGAGUGACUCGCUCUCCUCGGGGACCAGCCAGCCGCUGCCGGCGGCCACCCGCCUCCUGCGUGCGCAGGGAGCGAGAGCCAGACUCUGGGAUCUCUGGCCACGCAAGGUGGGACAGCAGGAAGCGUGGAGGCUUCCUCCUCCUCCUUCUUCUUCUCCUCCUCCUCGUCCUCCUCCUUGUCCGGCCGGGUCGCUGCGUGCGGCCCUGCGGUGUUUGGGGCUGGCCGGGCACGCAGCCGGCUCCGCGUCCCGGCCUCCGCCCCAGGGAGGCAAACAGGAUGGGUGAGGUGUAGGAGCAGCCCCGAAUCCGCUGCCCUGAGCUGGAAGCGGAGUCAGACCGGUCUCGACCUGAGCCGGCUCCUUAUCUGACCCUUUGUUUUCGGGAGGCAGCAGGAAGGGCUCCGCAGAUGGGAAGAGCAGGGGACGAUGGCCACUCGGCCCCGGGUCAUGGUUGUCUCCCCCUGCUUCUGUUCUUUGUUUUGGCUUCUUCCCCCUCUUCUCCUGAGCUGUCACCGCUGCCGAGCCACUCCUCCCUUGCAGAAAGCCUUCGGGUGGGGCUUACCUGCUGGCCCGGAGCCCCCCUGUUCCCACCUGCGCCCACCAUCAUGUCGCUGGCUCGCUCCCAGCUUCAAAACCGCUGAAAUCCAACACGAGGGGCAGGCGGCGGGGUGCCCGAGCGGGCGCGACGAUGCUGUUGGUCACCAGCAGCCUCCCAGCUUCUGCUUAAAAGGUUUUCUUUGAGGGAUCCCACUGAAGGAAACAACCCUUGCGUCGAUCCCUCCUGCAGGGGCUGCGGCAGCCCAGCACCCGUGCAGGCAGCGAGCGUACCUGUGAGGAUGGCUGGCGGUGGGCGCUGCGUGGCCGUCCCCUGCCCAUCCUCCCUCUGCACUCGUACGCUCCGAGCUGCUGCUGCAUGGCCGCUUUUAUCCCUGAAGUAUUAAUAAAUGAAGCUCGCCUAUUUCUGUGAGUCUUUCUAAGAGGCUGGCGGGGCUGCCUGCGCGGCUCGCUCGGCACUGCAAGUAUUUGGGGCUUUUCCGCGCGCGCUUCAGCAGGAGAUAAGCAAGGGCAUCCAGCUGUCAGCUUUGGAGAUUGCCAAAGCCUGCUCAACGGGAUUUCUGCAGGCUUCUCGCACAAAUGAGGAUUUUGUUGGGUGCUUUGGUUUCUGACUUGAUGCUGGUAAUUAAAUAUCUCAGCUCGGCUUCGUGGAUUGACUGGUGAGGCCCUGUGAAGCAGGGCGCGCUCGUUCUGCUGUAAUUGAGUGGGCCUUAACUACAGGGCUUCAGCCUGCAUGUAUUUUUCUUUUUAACACACAUUUUUAUAUAAGUAAAUCUCCUUUAAAAGGGGAAAGAAGAUCUUGCAUUUUACAGCUGUCCUAUGAAGCUUGCAUGGACCUGCUGGGACAGCUGUUUUUUUGCAAGUCCUGGUAGUUGAACGCUGUAAAAUUCAAAUCGUGUCCAUAUUGAUUUUUUCCUUCCUCUUGAAGAUAAUGAUGUGUGUACUUUUCGCUUCUGCACCAUGACAAACAUCAGCUCUGCACUGAGAAAGGAGGAGAUCUGAACAAAAGGGUGCAAGUCAGGGAAAAAAUACUGAGUGUCUAUCCUGACUUGAAUCUCUGUGGCUUAGCAUAUAGGUUACUCUGCGUGCUUACCAUACUAGGGGAUGAGAGGAACAGCUAGUAGAAGUUUGGGAAGCAGUUAAAUAUGCCAGCUGUAGCUUUUUUGCAUAGUGCAUUUGCAAUCUGUCUUUGGUUCUUCUUUUUCCUGAUGCUGUCUUGGUCUGAGCCUGGCUGGGAUAAAGCUGUGUCGGUGCCAUGUCUCCCACCUGCCCUCUCGGGAGAUGGUUUUUGCCCGGUGCCUGCUGUCCUCGUGGGGUGUCACAGUGCUCUGGAAUAUGUUGAAGAACCAGGAGUUCUGGGGUAGCGUGGAAAAUCUCAGCCGAGUGAGUCAUAAAACUUUCAAAUCUUUGUGGCCUCCGAGAAGAAAACAAAGGAGGUGGAGAUGAGAGAAGCAGCCUGGCACACCGUAAAUAUGGGGUUGGUUACCUGGAGACUGUCAUGAGGUGAGCUGACAGGGCUUUGUUCCGUGAGCGGUGUGGUCUGAGCGCCAGCCACCUGCAUUACAGCGGCACAAAAUAAUGCAUGAAAUCAUCCGAGCAGCAUCUGCCCGUGCUUUCCUCGUGGUGAAGUUAGGUGGGGUCACUCUAAGGGUGUCCUGCCCCACGCCGCGCCGCGCUCCGGAGCAACCUCUGCGUGCUCCACAUGAAUCACCGCUCACCCUGCUUCGUUAGUGCUUCCUCUGGCGUUCAGUCCUCGGCCUCCGGCUUUUGUUCUGAGUUUGCUGAAUGAAAGGGCUUUGUGCUGCCGGGAGCACCUGCGCUGGGAAGUCACUUCCUAAAUCAGCCAGAUGGAUGGGGUGGCCCAACCUGCUGGCGCUCAUUGAUGAGUCAUUAUUAGCGUGACUCGUUAAGGUAAUAAAUAAGCUGCUCGUUGACCGCGUUGCAUUGACAGGCUUUGACAGGCGGUGCAAAACAUUGCCGACACCCGCUGGAGGGGCCGUCGUGGUGGCAGGGUCCGUGCCACCGCAGGUCCGUCACCGCGGCGGAGCUGGCUGGCGGCACGGCGUUAGAGCAUCGGAGCUCGGUUGCUGGUGCUCAUUUGUUCACUCCUUGUGCCUUCGUGAAGGACAGGGUGGUUGGUUUGCUUUUUUUUUUGGCUGCUUCCAAGUUGUUUUGGAGCUCUGGUUCUGAGCUCCUCCGGACUUGGCACUGAGGACACACGGCGGUGCCUGCGUGAAGUGCUCAGGGAGGGGUGGGUGGCGUGUUGUUGGUUUGGAGGUGUCCUCGUCCUCCCGAGCCUGCCCGCUGCCCAUCCUGGUGGGAGCGUGGUGCCGAUGGCCUCGUCCUGCAGAGAGCCGGGCUCCUCGGUGCUGGCGGGGCCGCGCGGAUUAUUGCAGGGCUCCUUGCCGUGCCAGACAAGUGGCUUCUUGUUGCGCCUCCCGCAUUCCUUCGGGUGAGCAUUACUUAGCUAUGCACUCCCAGCUACGUGCUGCUCACCUGAAUCACGUCUUCGUGUGUGCACGGCUUAACUGCCCCAAAGCCCGGGCUGCCCCUCGCCAGGCUGCGCCGGCAAGGUUCAAGCAUUUUUACGAGAGGGUGAACUCCCAGGCUGCCACCGGGAGUUUUGCAAUGGGACUCCACGUCCCUUCUUGCGUGGGCGAAGCCCUGGCUGGAAAUGGGUUGUGCACAGCUCCCAACGACCCAUCAGCAGCCAAACGCUGGUGAUAUAAAGAGGGGGAAGACCCAGUUAAUUCAUCGGCCCCGGGAGGCGGCGGAAAGGCAGCCCAGGACCGUGCCGCUCAGAGCCUGGCUUUGGGGGGUUCUGCAUCAAACAGCAGCAGCUGGGCUCCCUACCAAAUAGCAAAACUUCGCUGUGUGUGUCAGUUUGGGGGAAAUCACUGUGGGGUGGGGGUUCCUUCACUGCUUUAUGGGAGUGAGGGUCAGCUCGCCUGCCCAGGGACAUCCUCAGCAAUGAGCUUUUGAGGGUGAGCUAUCAACAAGCAGGAGUAGCACACGCACGCUUCUUGGAGAGGAGCAAAACUGCAGUUUUUUAUUGUAUUUCUGGAUGCCUGCUCCUUGCUUGGCCUCAGCAUCUUCUAAACGACCGGUGCUUAGAGGAGCACCCUUAUGGGCUCUGAUGUUCCGUCCUGGAGAGCCCGUGGUAGCUGAGGACCAGUGCAGCUCUUUCCUUCAAGGAUGCUUGCAAGGGGCUGCAAGUCUGCUUGUGCCAAGCUCUCCCCUCCUUUUGGAUGGGGAGAUUUUGGGUUUUUGGCUGCCCUGUUGGGUUGGCACCGUGCUCCUCGCACAGCGCGCAGCACUCGACUGCCGUGCCCCUGCCCUGCUUGGGGUUUUCUUCUGGAAUUCGGGGCUUCUCCCAUCGCUGUCCCUACCCCUCCUUGCGUGCAGGGAUGUUGGUGGGGUCGAAGGUCUCGGGGUGGGAUCCUGGGUGUUGCUCAGCGGGGCCAAGCGAGAGCUGGGCAGCAGGAAAGCUGAAGCUGCAAAUCCGCUCCGGAAGAGGUUGGCUUUGAGACCUGACACGGCGCUCCCUUCGUCACCAUCCCCUCGUUACGGAUGCGUCCCACAAAGCGGCUGGAGGCUCCCCGGGGACAACUCAGUUCCCUUUUUAAACUCCAGCUCCUUUUAUCUUCGGUGCAGACUGCUGUCUGGGAAAUCACAUGUGAAAUCGCUGGUGGCUCUGGAGCUGCAAGAAGUCCCUCCUCCCCAUUACACAGAGCAAAAAGAUGUCAGGAAAAAUUUCUGGAGUGUGCUAAACGCUGUAAUCCCUACAGACAGCUUACUUUUGGAUCUGGAGUUGGAGGCAAGUCUUGGUGCUCAUGGUUCUCACGCAUGUACUUUUGUACUAAAUGCUGCUCUUCCCCUCACCGAGUUCAGCGUUUGCCAGUUCUUCAUCGUGAGCGAUGCAGCAGUGAUCGUGGUGUGUUCAGAUGUGACGUGUGAUGGGGUCUGCCGUGGACUGUGUAGGCACGAGACCGAGCGGUUCCCCUAGCCGGCACGGUACGACUUCCUUAAAAAGGUCCAUAAAAUACAGCCUGUCCCUGGUUCUUCAAGCCAUCCUAUAGCCUGACGCGUUUCCGCAUGAGCAAAAAGCGAGUAAGAAGGACUUUAACCUUGCAAUAAUCGACGGGUGGAUUUCUGGGAGGUGCCAGCAAUUGCAUCAGGUGAAACUCCGCUGACUUUGGGCUGAGGCUGGACCAGCUGAUGGCCCGGCGCGGCGGUGCGCGUGGGGAAACCCUGCUGUUGUACUUUGACCUAACGCCGAAGCAGUUUGAAUGCAGAGGGUGCUGCCGUGUGUCGUGGCUGUAGCUCGGUUGCCUCGUGUCCUCUUUUUGUUCCCUUUGCGUCGUGUUUUGGGCUGCGUCUGGAGGAGAGACCGCGGCUGCGGGGCCUGGCGUCGCCGUGCCGUGUGGUCUCGGAGCAGCUGGGGACCCGGGGACCCAAAGGCUGAGCUGUCACGGGGCGGGGGGAGAAGGGCCCGUGAAAAAUGGGUGCUCGUUUCUCCAAGGGGGGGGAUAAAAAUCACAUCCAACAUUCGCCUUGUUAGGUAAUGCCUCGGGGAGGCUGGAUCCAGCCUCUGGGUUGCACUGCAGCUCUCUGCCCUAUAGCGAGCCCACCCACACUGCGGAGCUGUGCAGAAUUGCAAUCUGCCCCUUGCAGAAACGCCCCAGGGACUGUGCUGUGAAGGUCCCAGCACGACAGGGUGCUUGGGGCAUCAGCCGAGCCCUUUAAAGCUUGCAAUCGCCUUCCUCGCAGGGCUCCAGCCCGCCGCAGCACCGGGAGCUCCCCUCUCCCUGGGGUGCAGCUCUUCCCACCCAGCAAAACUGGCUGGCAUCCGAAGAAAUAAACAGGCCUCCUACGCCGGAGCAGGGAGUCUCGGGCUGUUGCACAAGGCUGGAAGCAAAGAGCCCUCUCAUCACUUCGCUACCUGCGCCGCUGCUCCUGGCUUCGCAGCCCUGGCCGGCGAUUCCCAGAGCAGGAUCCGCGCCGUGGGCCGGGAGCUGAGCCGCUGCGGUGCUCAGCUAACCCCAAGCCUAUUAAAAGCCCGCAGGAUCGACUCUUCCCCUUCCUCCUCCUGCUUCCUUCCCCCCCCCCCCCCCCUCGGUUUUCAACACCAGAUACGUGAAUAAAUCAUCUAGGAUGUGAUCACACAGGAAACUCGCUUUUUUUUUUUUUUUUUAAUUUUUUUGCAGCCGAGUGAGGAAGUGAAUUCAGCUCUCCAGGGUUUCGGUCCUGUGCGCUUCUUAAUCACGAGGCUCUCCGUCCUUUCAGCUCCGUCACUCGUGAAGUGACGUUUCCUCGGCCGCGUUGGCUUUUCCCCUUGCUGCUGCAGACCUGCAGGAACAAUAGCUGCUGGGAACGCUCUCCAGCAAACCGACAUGGAUGGUGGCUGCGCGUGGUGCGAGGGGGAAAACGCACAUUUGAUCUGCAUUAGAUCGGGUUUUGUUGUCUUGUUUACUACUUGGUUCUUCCUUUUCCUCAAAGAAGAGCAAACCCCGUGUUCCUGCGGGAUCCCCAGCUUUUUUCCCCAAAUUUGCUCCUUGUUCCAAGUAGCGUGCUCAAAACCCCGCGUUCCUUUGUGCAUCUUGUCUUUAUUUUUUCUUCUUUUUUUUUUUCCUUUUUCUUUGUCGGUGGGGGCUUACGGAGUAUAAUGGGCAGAUUAGCAACUGUAUUCGUGGAGUAACCCAUCUUUGUGCGGGUCUGGCUAGAAACCAAUUAAGCUUGUCUUGAUCUCUAAAUGAGAUUUUUGUCGAGCGCCUUGCCCAACCGCCUUUUACAUCCAUUAAUAGCGGGUGGGAUUAAAAUAGCUCGACGUGUAAAGAUCGCGUGUUGGAUAAAUAAGAAGCGGUGGUUGCAGGGAGGUUCCCGGGGAUGUGUGCAAACCGGUGCCUCUUUGUUCCGUGGUGGUGUAGCUCUGUGUUUCUUGAAGCCUGGCAUGAAGUGCGUUUGGCUACGGGUGUGCAAAGCCCGGUGACAGUAUACGCAGUGAGGGGACAGAUGCAAAGCUGCUGAGCAGAUUGGGAGCUUUCCAUGGGCUGCAUUAGCGCGGCGGUCCCGAACACCCAUCAGUGCACGUCCCCUGAGCUCCGGGUGGCUCUGAGCGGGGUUGCUGCAGCCUUUGAAUGCCUGGAAGUGCCGUGGACUGGCCGUGUUCCCUGGUCCUGGGCUCUUUUUUGGCCUGGGAAGGAGCCCAGCAGCUUUCCGGGUGUGGGUGGCAGGCAGCAGUGGGGACCCGUCCCCAUAUCCCUGCCUCGAUGGGGUUUGCUGCUGGCUUGCCCUGCUGCUGCAAUGAAAACCCGUCCGGGAGCGGCGCUUUCGUGCAGUGUUUUUGAAGAAAAGCAGCUAAAUAAAGAUGCCUUUAAUAAACCGUGCCUUCAGGGAACCCUUGUAUCUCGUCCCAGACUGUUUCUGCAUCGAGAUAAGAUUGUGGAGCAGCUGGAUUUGCGCUCUGCUUGGGGAGAUGUUGGCGGGGGAAGGGCUGUGGGAUGCUUUUAGGGUGCAGACGUUCAUUAUUUCUUUGUUU
Molecule: messenger RNA, 8105 nt
Organism: Cygnus olor (mute swan)
Lineage: Eukaryota; Metazoa; Chordata; Aves; Anseriformes; Anatidae
Exons: 2
Coding region: 4632-5573 (313 amino acids)
Source: RefSeq, a predicted model, not a curated record